AUGGACGAAACUGACGACGAACACUACACGUCCGGCGAGGGCGCUCCGGCAAGCUACAUCCCGAAACCGGUCCAGUUCGUCGUCGCGACCGCGUGCACGGCACUGGUCGUCUUCGUCCUCGUCAUCGCGUGCUGCCUCGCCAAGUCGCAGUGCGCCUGGCACGAGCCGCUCGUGCGAGUCGCGAAGCAAAUAGAGGGCACCGAAAGACGACGAAGAAGGGCCGAGGAGCGGCAGCGGCGGCGCGCGCUGCGCGAGACCGAGGUCUCGCCCUUGCAACGGGGCGCCUUCGCGACGAUCGCCGCCCGUCUCCCUUCAAUUGAGUCGGUGCUCGGGCGCCAGACCUACCUGCAGGUCUGGAAGGGCCUGAAGACGCGCGCGCGCAACAAAACGACCGCCACGUACUUCGGCUACCCGACGGUCGUCUGGUUCUUUAAGUGGUUACUUUACGCGACGUUCAACGGCCGCAAGAGCACGGGCGACAUCGAGCAGUAUUUGGCCUUGCUGUCGUUUGUUUUCGUGCUGCAGAGCACGGCCUCCACACUGUGUGCAGAGAAGGCCGCGAAGCUGCGCGAGUCUUUGAGAGCUAUGGGCCUCCGCGAGCUCGCGUAUUGGGCCGGUCCGUUGAUCGUCGACGGCCUCUUGUACGCGACCGCUCUCGGUUUGAUAUUAGCGUGCAUUGUGACGCCCUGCCGCUUACUGCACAACGCCGGGCGCGGGAACAACGUGCCCGCGUCGUUUGCGCAGUUCUGGGAGGUCUUCGGGCUCUUCCAGGCCGCGGCGGCGUCGUUUGCGGCCGUCGCCUGUUGUAUUUCGACGGUCUGCGGCUCGGCGCCCGCGGCGUCGCAGCUCGCCUUCGCCCUGACGAUCGCGUCCGUCGUGUUGUUCAUCGUCCUCAAGGUCACGGAGCCGGCCUCCUUCAGGAACGACUACAUUGAGCUAUGGCUCGCGUGGCCGCCGACCGCUUUACAAACCGCGGCACUGGGAACUGCCUCAUUCACCGGCCGCUUUCCGGCGUGGCGCUUCCAGAUCGACCUGCCGCGCGUGAUCAAGUGGCUGUGGUUGGAUGCCGUGCUCUGGUCUUUAUUAGCCCUGUACCUCGGCGAGGUCGUGCCGCAGGAGUUCGGCGUCGCGAAGAAGUGCUGGUUUCCCCUGACGGAGCUGCGGGCGUGGUUUCGGCGGAAGGCGCCCGAGGCGGCGCCGGACGACUACGAGGCGCUCGACGGCGGCGAGGCGUCGGAGGGCGCGGUCGAGUUCGCGGGGCUGGCCAAGACCUUCGGGAGCUUCAAGGCCGUCGAUGGCGCGGCGUUAAGGCUGAACCACGGCGAGUGCACGUGCUUGCUAGGGCACAACGGCGCCGGCAAGACAACUUUGUUAAGGAUGCUCACGGGCCUGCUGCCGCCCGACCACGGCGAAGCAACUGCUAGAGCCUACGGCAUCGACUUGCUGACGCGUGAUAACGAGGGCACGGCGCCGCUCGGCGUCGUCCCGCAACACGACGUCUUAUGGGAGGAAUUGACCGUACGAGAGCACGCGCACUUCUGCGCGGUCCUGAAAAGCGGCGGCUACGAGGCGUGCGCGGCCGCCGACGACCUGCUGCGGACGUUCCACCUGGACGAUCGGCUGGCGCACUUCGGCUCCGAAUUGUCUGGAGGCAUGCGGCGCAAGCUCUCGACGGUCUGCGCGCUGGCCGGCGGUUCGAAGUUCGUCGUGCUCGACGAGCCGACGACGGGCCUCGACCCGCUGGCGCGGCGCGAGCUCUGGGACGUCCUCGCGCGCGAGAAGAGCGGGCGGUGCCUGCUCCUCACGACGCACUACAUGGACGAGGCCGACGAACUCGGAGACGUCGUCGCGAUUAUGGUCGCCGGGCAGAUAAGAUGCGCCGACGCGCCGGCCGCCUUGAAGCGUUCGCUGGGCUGGGGCGCGAAACUGGUGGUGGAGGUCCUAGAAGACACGGACGCGCGCGACGCCGUGAGCGAUGGGCCGCGGCCGACGACGCCGCCGGACGCGCAUGCCGAGGGCGAGAUCCAGCUGCGCGCGCCGAGCCCCGAGCCCUCUUCUGGGGGCGCGAAGCCAAAUGGCGCCCCGCACCAACUGAUGGACCGCGUCGCGGCCAUCGUCCAGCGGACGGCGCCCGGGGCCCGCGCCUGGGAGCGGCGCUUCGACGACGACGGCGAUGAGAUGUCCCGCCAGCGCGUCAUCGCGCGGACGGCGCCGCGUUUAGAGUUUGCGCUGCCCGCCGACGCGCCCGUCGCCGCGUGCCUCGAAGCCCUCGAGGCUUUACCCGUGCGCGUGGGCGUCGGCGGCACGGACCUCGAGGAUGUCUUCUUGCGCGUCGGCGACGAGGAGGAGCGGCGGCGCGCCAACCUGCUCUCGGCGCUGCCGCCGGCGCGGGACUUCGCGCGCUCCGACGACGGCAACGCGUGGCGCGCGCUGCGAAAACAGGCGCGGGCCCUGGUGACGAAGCGGCUCCGGACGGCCUGGCACGAUCCUGGAAGGACGGCGUUGUGCGUCGCUCUACCAAUCGCGGCCGCGGUCCUCGCCUUCGCGUGCAACGCGCGGGACGACUUCUCGGCGCGCGGGUCGUUCCCCGCGAACGCGACGACGUGCGUUAUCUGUAUGCUCGGCUUCGUGCCGCUCGUGGGCCUGAUUGCGGAACACGUGGCCGCCGAGCGCGCGUCGAAGCUGCGCAACGUGCUCACUGUGGCCGGCUGCGACGCGCGCGCGUACUGGCUCGGCACGCUCUGCGGCGACCUUUGCUUAUUGCUGGGCGUCGCGCUCUGCUUUUCCAUGGUCGCGACGAUAACGGGUACGUACGGCGGGCCCUACAAGCCGGACCCGUCGGGCGCCAUCAUUAGCUAUAAUAGGGCCGAGCACCUGUCGCAGGCCGUCUCCGACACGCCGCCGGAGUUCCUGGACCUGGGGGCCCGCGAGUACGGCCCGAAGGUGCCCGAGGCCUCCCGCGACCAAUUUAUCGAUGACGACGCGCGCCGAGCCGUCGAAAGCGAGGACGGCUGGCUGCUGGAUGAUUUGCUCGACGACCCGGGAGUCGUGCACGACGCCUUCCUCGACAAGCUCAUCGAUGAGGCCAUCAACAAGACGGGCGACCCGACGGUCGGCGAGGCGCUCGACGCCAUCGGGCACCACGUCGACGACGAUGCUUCACUGUCCAUAGGACUCAAUAGUGUCGUCGAAGAAGUCUACGGUUUGAAGAAGUGGCUGAAGGCCGAGACGUGGCUCUUCCCGCCGCUUUUUGUGGCACAGGUCGCGGCCUUCGCCUACGCGAUCUCCUUCGCGUCGGCGGGGCCGCGGUCGGCCGUGGUCCUCGCGCCGAUGGCCGUCCUCGGGCUGCUGUUUGUACCUAUAUCAUUCUUAGCGACCGUGAACCUCUCCCUCGGCGAGCAGGGCCUCGACGUCGUCCACCUCUCGAAUGACGCCUUCCUCGGCCUGUUGUACUGGGGCGUGUCGAUUUCGGUCCCCCACGGCGCCUUCCUUAUGGAGCUCUUCCGCAUCUCCACUGAUUUAUCAGAGCGUGCCAAGGCGUACCCGUCGCGCGCCGCGGUCUGGACUAUUGUGAUCGUGGAAUUGGUGUUGUUCCUGUACGCCGCCUACCGUUUGGACGAUCGCGCCGCGGCCUUCAAGGUGAAGCGCGUCGAGGCGCCGUUGGUCGAGGUCCUCGAGGCCGACGUGAGCGCCGAGCGGGACCGGGCGUCUAGCAGCGACGCGGCCCUCGUACUCAGGGGCGUGCGGAAGGUGUACAACGUGGGCAAGCCGAACGAGACGGUGGCCGUGUCUAAUUUAUCGAUGCGUGUGGAGCUGGGGGAAAUUUUCGGGCUGCUAGGAGCGAACGGCGCGGGGAAGACGUCGGCGAUAAAUGUGGUCAUGCGGGCCGCGUUCCCGACGGCGGGCGACGCGCUCGUGCGCGGCCACUCGGUGCUCGACGACUUUAAGCGGGCUUCGACGCAUCUUGGUGUCGUGACGCAGACGGACACGUUGUAUGACGCGCUGUCCUGCGCGGAGCAUUUGGAUCUGUUCCUGGAUCUGAGGAUGGCCCACAGUAGCACAACUAUAUCAAGCACGCAGCGCGCGCUGACGGUGGCGCGCAUGCUCGAGGACGUCGAGCUCGGCGACGCGCCGGAUCGACUCGCGGCGCGGCUGUCGGGCGGCAUGAAGCGCAAGCUCUGCGUCGCGUGCGCGCUGGUCGGGGAGCCGUCGGUCGUGUUGCUGGACGAGCCCUCGGCGGGCCUGGAUCCCGUGUCGCGGCGGCGGCUCUGGACGGUCCUACGGCGCGCGAUGGUCGGAAGAGCCGUCGUCCUGACGACGCACUCCAUGGAGGAGGCCGAGGCGCUCUGCACGCGGACGGCAAUCAUGGCGAGCGGCCAGCUGCGCGCCGUCGGCACGCCUUUAUCUCUCAAGCGGAAGAACGGCGCGGGCUGGCGGCUCUCGAUCAGGACGCGCGCCGGCGCCGACGCCGCCGCGAUCACGGCGCGCGCGUCUACGAUUGUGCCGGACGCGGCUCCGAGCGACCUGCGGCGGCGCGGCGUCGUCCAGUUCACGCUAGCGGACCGUGAAAAUAUGAGUGAAGUCUUCGCGGCCCUCGAGGCCGACAUCGCAAACGGAGAACUGGGCGCGGCGGGCGCGCGCGACUUCACGCUCGAGCAGCCGAAGCUCGAGGACGUUUUUAUGAGGGUCGUCCGCGCCGCCGAGGAGGACGAGGCGCUGUCCGGACCGCCGGCACCUGCCGCCGCUACCGACGACGUUGAGGCGCCGCUGGCCAUCCCGCUGCUCGACGCGCCCGACGAGUCCGGCGCGUCGGACGAGCUAGCGCGGUGCUGUUUUGGUUUAGAUAGAAGGGCGCAUGCCUUCCUCGCGUGGGUCCUGUCGAUCUGCGCCCUCGUGCUCUGGCUCACCCUGUCGGGGCUCCUGGGCCCGAUCGAAUACGACGACGACCACCCGCGGUCGAUGGGCUCGGACCCGGACGGAUGCCACCACGCAAAGGGGACGGAGCCCUGCGCGGUGGCGGCGUUCUACACGAACGGCGUGCCCUUCCUCAUCGCGUUUGUGGGGGCCGUGAUAGGCUGUUGCGGCGUGUGCUGCUGCAUCCCGAAGAAGGCCGACGCGAUGCUGGCGACGGCGGGCGCGUCGCCCUGA
Messenger RNA from Pelagomonas calceolata, 5148 nucleotides. Lineage: Eukaryota; Pelagophyceae; Pelagomonadales; Pelagomonadaceae. The record is from the annotation of a GenBank genome assembly.